UUUAGUGACUUGCGGAGAUCAAAAUAAACUUUCUUAUUCGACGCAAAUUCUUAUACAGAAAUCAUCAAGACCAAGCCAGAGUUGUCAAAAAUUUUUACGGGCAGGCAGAAAAAUGAUUUCAAUCCUGUUGCUUCUCCUCUUCAGUUAUCCUGCUACGUUCAUUUGCAGCGAAGAUGAAGAAUCUUCGGAUCCAAAUUUCGAUCCUGAAGCUUGCAAUUUAAAAAGCGAUUACGGCAACGGCACCUGCUCCACAGCUGUACCGCGGUGGCACUACGACAAUUCUACGCAGACCUGCCAUCCUUUCGUGUACAGCGGAUCUGGAGGGAAUGGAAAUAAUUUCAAAACCUUCGACAUGUGCUACAUAAGAUGCUUUCUAGUUCCAAAUAAAACACGUGACGGGAAAGAAUGAACAAGACGCAGGAAACCAGAAAGUUAGAAGAAAUGUUUCUGGGAUUCAAGAAAAUUUUUUGGAAUUUUCUCUUCUUAUAUAUAAUGUGUGACUUAUUUCUUAUGCAUGUCAUUUUGCAAUUAUAUAAUAAAGAUUA
Messenger RNA from Argiope bruennichi, 545 nucleotides. RefSeq names its product tabkunin 2-like. Bases 113 to 409 code for a protein of 98 amino acids. The transcript has 4 exons. The record is from RefSeq and is a predicted model, not a curated record. Gene Ontology annotation, molecular function: serine-type endopeptidase inhibitor activity. NCBI's taxonomy places the organism in Eukaryota, Metazoa, Arthropoda, Arachnida, Araneae, Araneidae.